AUGAUUGUACUCAUCCAAAUCAUUCCUUACACUAGGAAUUCACUCUCUAAAUUGUUAGAAUCUUUUAUGAGCAUGGUCUGUAAAUUUGGAGAUUCUCUUCAUGUAUUGAUUGCAUUUAAUUUAUAUUUGGAUAAAUUAAGACAGCAACAAGACACCAGUCAAGACAUGACUCUCUUCUCCAAUGCAAGAUUUAAACAAUUAGCAAAGGCGUUGAAACAUAAUUUACAAAGCAAGUCAGAUCGAUUGAGAUUGGAAACUCUCAAACUUUUAACACAAUUUGAGCAAGAUGAAAUUCAAAAAGGAAUGACUUUGAAUAAGGUUGAAACUACAAAAUGUGUCAUUUUAGAAUAUUUGAGGGAUUCAGAAGAAUGUGGAUUUGAUUUUGAUCAAUCUCGAAGUAGAGUAGUCCUAUUAGAGAAGGCAAAUGAGUAUUUGAAGAGAUAUCACUCAACUAUUCCUCAAUUGUACAAGACUCUACUCUCUCAUUAUAUAUUUGGUGCUUACUAUACUAAAUAUAGUAUUGUCUGGGAACCAACUCAUGAAUUGGCACAAAGUGUGAGUCGAACCAAUUUCAAUGAAUUUUGGGAAUUACUCAUUUCAAAUCUAUUACAUGUCUAUGAUAAAUAUGGACAAUAUAGAAUUGAGAAAAAUCAAGAGAAAUCCAUGAUUUAUCGAUCUAAAAAGCGUACCUCUGAUCAACAUACGAUCAAUUUUGAAACGUAUUCAAGAAAUGUCAAGAAAAUUGAAAAGAUUACAGAUAUUGAAACCAUCUUUGAUAAGGUCAUGAAAGAUCAUUCCAAAGAACACACUCAUUAUGAUACCUAUCUUCCAAUGAUAUUCAAAGAUUUUUCAAUGUGUGCAAAAGAUGACCAAAUUGCCAAUCAGAUAUUAUCAAAGUAUUUCAUGCAUUCUAUGAAAAUGAAUUGA
Molecule: messenger RNA, 927 nt
Organism: Naegleria lovaniensis
Lineage: Eukaryota; Heterolobosea; Eutetramitea; Acrasida; Naegleriidae
Exons: 1
Coding region: 1-927 (308 amino acids)
Cellular component (GO): 90S preribosome; small-subunit processome; nucleolus
Source: RefSeq, a predicted model, not a curated record